AUGCUAUUUAGCUACCACCGCUUACCUCGAGUACGGAAUUAUUGGAGCAGUGAUAUAGAUUAUUCUGUACCUGUUGUUCCUGACACUCUUUCACGAAAUAGGUAUUUCCAGAUAUUAGGUAACUUGCAUGUAAAUGAUAAUGAAGUAAUACCAAAGCAAAAUACUGAUAGACUGUGUAAAAUUAAACCACUUAUGGAUAAACUAAAUAAAAAUUUUCAAUCACUGAGAAUGUCUCAUCAAACACAAAGUAUAGACGAAAGCAUGAUAUUAUUCAAAGGAUGCUCAACGCUCAACCAGUACAAUCCUAAAAAACGAAUAAAAAGAGGAUACAAACUAUGGUGUCGUUCAGAUAUGUCAGGUUAUGUGUAUGAAUUUGAAGUAUAUCAGGGAAAAGGUGAUUCAGAAUUCAAAAGAUUUGGUCUAGGAGGGAGUAUAGUUCAGAAAUUAACCAAAUUUCUUGUAAAUAAAAACGCAUCAUAA
Molecule: messenger RNA, 480 nt
Organism: Stegodyphus dumicola
Lineage: Eukaryota; Metazoa; Arthropoda; Arachnida; Araneae; Eresidae
Product: piggyBac transposable element-derived protein 3-like
Source: RefSeq, a predicted model, not a curated record